This is a messenger RNA of Pungitius pungitius (ninespine stickleback), 5822 nucleotides long. It is a transcript of the gene ttll5, whose product is annotated as tubulin tyrosine ligase-like family, member 5. Gene Ontology annotation, cellular component: cilium. Lineage: Eukaryota; Metazoa; Chordata; Actinopteri; Perciformes; Gasterosteidae. Gene Ontology annotation, biological process: protein polyglutamylation; microtubule cytoskeleton organization. Gene Ontology annotation, molecular function: tubulin binding; tubulin-glutamic acid ligase activity. The record is from RefSeq and is a predicted model, not a curated record.
AACAAAGAGUAUAUGUUGGACAACAGCGUGCGGUGCGAUGACUUGUGUCUUCGUUUAAUCUGUUACAAUAAUGCGUGAAGAAGUACACCGUAAGGAGACGCUGAGUUGUCAUUUUUGGGGAAAAUGAAAAUCAAGUAACAUUAAUACUACUGUAAUAUUCGUAAAGGAAGGACUCUUCUCAGUAUUACAUUUUUUAAAUAUUUAAUAGUUAAUAACAAAUAAUAAUCAAGCAAUAUGUGCGUCCAUAGUAAGAGACUGGAUUUCCCUGUUCGCAUUUGUUGAAGCACACAAAAAGCACACGUCAUUAGGAUUAUUUGUUUGUUGGACGUUCCCACGUGCCACCGUCGAGUAUUUAUGUAACAUACAGUAGACGCAACGCAAACUUGAGUCAGUUGGGAGAAUACAUAUCUUGUCUGAUUGCGCAUGCUCUUUGCUGUGUUGCUACUCAGUUGUUGUAGUUACCAGGAAGAUUAACCGCGAUGAUUAACUGGUCGCGGUGAUACCAGCUAGCUGGCAGCAAGCAGCACCCCAGAGAAAAAGGCAAGCUUACGUUGCGUCAGGUGCCAUGGUAAGACCUGGAUGCUUGAUGUCAGGAGGAUUUCACCGGGCAGCUCGUCCUCUUUCACCGUGAAGAUGCCCGCGGUGACCCGCGACGAGGACGACUCCGAGUCUUCUUCAGAAGACGAAGACCACCCCUGCGUGGCCUGGAGUGGCCUCAGCAAGACCAUCCCAGUUCUCUUGUUUUUCCCUGAAGCUGCUGUUACGAAAGAUGGGGACAUCUGCUCUACUGGAGAGCGCUACAAUAUGGCCUUCAAGAUUGUUCGCACAGAGAGUCGCCUGGUACGAGGACUACUCACCAAUCAUGGAUUCCAUGAGGUUCACCCGAACAGCAACGACUUCAACCUCAUGUGGACAGGAUCUCACCUCAAGCCUUACAUACUGCGCAGCCUUCAAGACUUUCAGAAGGUCAACCACUUUCCAAGAUCGUAUGAAUUGACACGCAAAGACCGCCUGUAUAAGAACAUCCAGCGGAUGCAGCAGACUCACGGCUUCAAAAACUUCCACAUUGUCCCUCAGACUUUCGUGCUUCCCUCUGAGUACCAGGAGUUCUGCAAUUGUUUUGCGAAGGACAAGGGCCCCUGGAUCAUAAAACCAGUGGCAUCUUCAAGAGGGCGAGGCAUCUACUUGGUCAGCAAUCCGAGUCAGAUUUUAAUGGACGAGAACAUCUUGGUGUCCCGCUACAUCAAUAACCCACUCCUGAUAGACGAGUUCAAGUUCGAUGUGCGGUUGUACGUGUUAGUAACAUCGUACGAUCCGGUCCUCAUCUACGUGUAUGAGGAGGGCCUGGCCAGAUUUGCCACCGUGAAGUAUGACCAGACUUCAAAGAACAUUAAGAACACGUUCAUGCAUCUCACCAACUACAGCGUGAACAAAAAGAGCAGCGAUUAUGUCAGUUGCGAUGACCCUGAAGUUGAGGAUUAUGGGAACAAGUGGAGUAUGAGUGCAGUGCUGAGGUAUUUGAAGCAGGAGGGGAAGGACACCACAUUGCUGAUGCGACAGGUGGAGGACCUCGUCGUCAAAUCGGUACUGAGCGCUGAACUGCAGAUAGCCAACGCCUGCAAGACGUAUGUUCCCCACAAAACCAACUGCUUCGAGCUGUAUGGUUUUGACGUGCUCAUUGACUCCAACCUGAAACCCUGGUUGUUAGAGGUGAACCUUUCUCCCUCCCUGGCCUGUGAUGCGCCCUUGGAUCUGAAGAUAAAGGCCAGCAUGAUUGCAGACAUGUUUUCACUUGUGGGCUUGGUGUGUCACGACCCCCUAUUGAGACAACCGCGGUCUGACCGAGUUCCCCUGGACCCCAGCCUCAAGCACCCAGCAGCCCAAAGGACGCAGCGUCAGAGGCCCACUGCAGCCAGUAACUCAGACACAGACGGGUCAAAAGACAAGCCCGGACCCAAGCAGGGCCAAGGAGACAGCACGUUGAGCUUGACAGCAGAAGAGAUCAAAGUGCUCAGGAGGAUAAAGGAAGAGGACGAGAGACGGGGAGGCUUCGUCAGGAUCUUCCCCACCGCAGAAACCUGGGAGCGCUACGGUGGAUAUCUGGAGUCGAAGACAUCGAUGAAUUACAUGUUGGCAAACCGACUUUUCCAUGGAAGGAAUGUCAGCGGGAAGACGCAGCUGAGGGUGGAGGCCGUCCACAGAUGUCACGAUGUCCAGUACGAGAGGAAGCUGCUGUCCCUGGAUGCACGGAAGAGGAGACAGCGCCACCGGACCGAUCGCUCUGCUGCGGAGAAGAAGAAAUCUGGGAAGGAAUCCAAGGCCUCCCUGAGGGAGAGCAGCAGUCAGGAGGGAGAGGAGUGCGCCCAGGAGGAAAGGGAGGAGGGGAAACUACCUCGCGAGCCGGUCUCACACAGGGCUUUGGUAACGGAGCAAAGAAAACAAAUGGCCACACCGCUGGAGCGCCGCCACGGCGAGGCUCCGUCCAGCUCGGAGGCAGCCACACACAACGCCAGGCGCACGGUCGACCUGCUCAACAUCCUUCAGCAGGGCUGGGACCUCAGUAAAGUGCAGGCCCGGAUGGCCUUCUCCUCAUACCUGCUGCGAGUCCAGCAGAGACUGCUGGCAGAAAGCAGGGCAAAUACCAUCCCGGCUUGGCCAGACGAGGACAACGACCAAGUGGAGCUAGUGAUUCGCUUCCUGAGAAGAGCAGCUAGUAACCUUCAACAGGAAAUCAAGGUGGUCUUGCCCAGUCGACAGCUUUCACUCCAAGACCGCAGACGCAUCCUGUCCCACCAGCUAGGAGAGUUUAUCCACUGUUACAACAAGGAAACUGAACACGUGGUGAAAAAAGCCGAGAAGAGCCAAGAGGAGCACUGUGUUAAUCCCAGUGUGUUUCAGGAGUACAUCACUGCAGCAAGUGAAAACGAUCUGGAGGAAGUACUGACGUUCUACACACAGAAAAAUAAAUCUGCCACCGUUUUCCUCGGAACAAAAGUCAAGAGUGUCAGGAAAGACGUUCAUGAAGUAAAUGCCUUAAGAAACUGUGAGAACUCCAAAACUCUGCCUGUGGCCAAAGAGGAUUCCAGCGCUUCGGAGUCCUCGCUCUCCGGAGGGAAAGUCAGCAGCGACCCAGACAUCAAGACCACGGAGCGCCGCCCGUCUGUCCGCGCCGGAGACACGCGGCCGGCUGGCGGAACUGGUCAAUCCCAGCCGGAGGUCCGGGCCUCCCAACACCGCUCCGGCUUUCCCGUGACCUUAGAUCUGCAGCACCGCUCCACAGCCCCGACGUCUCUGCCUCUCCACUGCCCGCCGCCCCCGCCGCCGCCGCCCCCCCCUCUUCGGCCGCCGUCCUACGCUCAGUCCUUAGCCAAGUCUCAGUUCUGCCAUCCGGAUGCUGCCUCUGACCCCCCUGCGUACACCCCCGCCCUCGUGGUCACGCAGCCACCCAGAGCAAUGUGGACAGCCGUUCCCGCUGGCUGUGACCCAACGAUGCCCACCCAGGGGCUCAGGAGGAUCCAGUCCUUUACCUCAUCAUCGUCCAGCUCUGGAGCGGCCUCUUCCAUGCCGAGUGCCUCGCACAUCUACAGCCAGAAGCUCUCUAGACCCACCUCUGCAGGCCAAGUCAUCAGGACGAGCAGUUCCAGUAAGCCGAAGUCCAACUCAGCCGGGACCUUCAAGGAGUUAAACUCGCUGUCGGCACAAGCCCAGUCCAACCGGCGGGCUUUCAUCUCAGCCCUGCAGAAGCUGGCUGACAAGCAGGUUGCUCGCCACUAUGCCAGCUCCAGUCACAUCAACCUGGCACAAAACUUGAACAACCUGAACCUGGCAAACAGGAUGCUGAGCAGAGAGAACGUCUCCCUGAACACCAAAGCGCGGCGCACUGCCGCUACAACCCAAGGGCCGGUGAAAGCCGUUCACUCCGGAGCAGAUCUAUGUAGCAGCAGCACUGGCCACAUGCCGAUGAAGCGCGAGGAGGUUCUUCGGGAUGGUCGGAUGCAGAGUGCCUGUGGCUUGGGGACGGGGGUGAACCCCCUCCAGCGCUACCUGCCCACCCAGGAGAGCUACCAGCUUCAGUUUGCAAUACAGCAAUUGCAACAGCAACGACUUCAGUCUCGACAAUUUCUGGACCAAAGCCAUCACAGACACCAGGCUCGAUUCCCAGACCAGACGCAUACUCCUCACGCCGAGGCUCCCAAAACCUCAUCCGGCUCCUCGGCCACCUUUCAUGCCGCGUCCAAUCCCAGCCACGGCCCCGGCCCCCUUCAGACCUCUGUUCGUCCUGCUCUCGCCCCGAAGCCGCCCAGCAGUGCCCGGGAGGGACACAUCAGGAAAACGGACAAGCGCCUCAUCAAGCAGACGUCCGCGGAGAGUUCAGCCAGUGGCCGUCAUGUGGUCUACGAAGCCGUCUGUGGUAAAACAGGUCUCUCUGCGUACCGCAAUCUGUUCCAGGGCCAGGAGCCCGGCCACAGAUGACAUGAAAGCGACCGGCGGCCCGCCCCGCCCCUCUGCUGGCCCGACAGGUGUCUCUGCAUGUAACCACAUCCCUCACAGAGGUGUAUUUUGGGAAAGGACAAAAGCCACAGAUGGAAGCGUCACAGACAUCAAACGGGGGGUCCUAUCGAAUGUCCCCAUGAUCCAGCCCCACGCAAGAGGAUAGUCUUCCAGGCCAGGAACUCCAGGGCUUUGAUGCAGGUCGGGAUUCUAUCUGCUCAGCCCGGCCUUCGAUGGCCUCUUCAGCUCCAUCCCGACCUGCCCUCCCUCCCUCUGGUCACCCUACACCCGUCCCUGUGCGCUUGUCCCACCGACACCGCCGAAGACUUCACCGACAGAUGGCCUUCAUCAGAUGGCUCGUCAUUGACAGCGUUUCGAUUUUAUCUUCCUGAAAAGUUCUACAAACAGCACGAAAGGACGCAAAGAGAAGGAUGAGAAGGAUCAGGCAGUCCAACUCCAGGUCCUUGUUUGACGUUGCUGCCCCAUCAUACACGUUGGGAAGGAUGUGCUUGGUUGUAGCAUCCUCGGCACGACGAUGUAGCGAUGUUGCUGGGAUGGUUAAGUUGUAGAUCAAGAUCAGAAUACAGUUGGAUUGUCAUUAUUCCUCUGAAUUGUCGGGAUGUGGAUGUUGUUUUUUUUUUUUUUUGAUGGACCAAAAGUAACAUUUUUUGUAGACUAAAUGAGUGUUAUUGGGUCAGUAAUUAUUUACUGUAAAUUGUCGACCAAACAGCCUAUUUGGCCAUUUCUGUAGCUGAAGGCAUCAAGACGUUGUGCGGCUAUGCACAGCCUUGACUACAACGAAGGUUAACAUUGCUCUCAGAGAUCAAUGCUCAUGUGGAUAUUCUGUUGCUUUGUGGCCGUUUAGCGAGUUAACUCAGGGUGUGUUGAUAGAAUAAAACCAUUUGUGUUGAAUAUCAAAAGAUUCCGAAUAUUUGUGGUGACUUUGAGCGCAAUACUUGAAUGUCGUGCAUGUUUUUAUCAUAUCAACUGAUGAUUGUCAUCAUAGUCUUUUUGUACAGUCGUUUUUAACGCGGUAACACAGAACUGCUUUUAAGUCCAUUUUAUUGGGGUAUUUUUUUAGUAAUGAUGUUUAACUCAAUCUUGUUGAUUUACUACUUUGGGCCAGUGCAUGAUGUGUUGCAAUUGUCCAACAGCAGAAUCAAAAUCAAUGCGUUUGGUCUCCUGUGGUUGAUACUAAGUUGUUUACAGUCAGAACGUUUACUCUGUUUUGUAACGGAUUGUGUAAAACACACGUGCAUGGAAUUGUAAUAUUUUUUUGAAUCAUCGAGUGACAACAUCGAACAACAUUAAAAUGAACGCGUAGAAAACGU